Wasmannia auropunctata (little fire ant) is the source of this 3254-nucleotide messenger RNA. RefSeq names its product bis(5'-nucleosyl)-tetraphosphatase [asymmetrical] (gene Apf). The transcript is spliced from 2 exons. Bases 2758 to 3189 code for a protein of 143 amino acids. Gene Ontology annotation, biological process: AMP biosynthetic process; ATP biosynthetic process. Gene Ontology annotation, molecular function: bis(5'-nucleosyl)-tetraphosphatase (asymmetrical) activity. NCBI's taxonomy places the organism in Eukaryota, Metazoa, Arthropoda, Insecta, Hymenoptera, Formicidae. The record is from RefSeq and is a predicted model, not a curated record.
AUAUAUAUAUAUAUAAUAUGCAAUACAAAAAAGGUAGAAGCAAAGAAAUUAUUAACAUAAUUUAGAAAUAUCAUCGAGUUAUUACUCGUGUUUCAUGUGUACAUAUAAUACACAUACUUCAUCAUUCUAAAAAUUGAAAUUACAAAUCUAAACUACAUCAGUAAUAACAAGAUCUGUUAUUUCUACGAGAAAUGAUAAUAUGAUAAUAUUAAAUUUAAGUAUUAUAAUUAGCUAUAUUGUACUAUUUAAUCCUUUCAUUCAGAAGUAUUUGCAGUUGAAUGAAAUAAAAUUAGGGUUUAUCGUAAACCGUAGAAGCGAACUAGAGACUUGGUGUAUAUAGUAUAUAUUACGAAGGUACUAAAAAUUAAUGAGAAGAAAGAAAGAGAGAGAGAGAGAGAGAGAGAGAGAAUUUCACACACCAAAAUCAUAAAAUACACUUUGAAACUCAAGUAUCGCAAACUUUUUAUAUUUGCCUAAGAUUAAUGAAGUAUGUUAUUAAAAUAGGCAAUGACUAAUUUAUUUACAUACUAUAAACUCAAUGAUUUUUCACAUUUCUAACACUUGCUACACUGAAAAAUACAGAUUAACUUCAGCGCGCCAACACGACGUACGAUCGUGAUACGUUGUGUUGCGAAUCAUGAAACGACUGAUAGCAACUAAGUAUCGGCGCCAAUUGUCCGUUACCGAACGUCUUGACAAAAAUUCUAAGUAAAUGAUUAACGCAGCACAGGCAUCGGGACUUAUCUUCUUUAUGCAUAAACCAUACCAAUUUCGUGUCAUCGGAUUACUUCAUGAAUCAAUAAGCGAAAUAAUGUAAUAUAACGAUUAGUAAUAAUGUUAUCGAUUUACGAGGAGAGGCAAUUUAGAUGCAAACAUUCACACACUCUUCUAAAAGAGAGAGAAAGAGAGAGAGAUAGCCAAUCACUUUUAGGGAAUUAGACUGGAGGAUAAUGAUCGUUUUCUUUUUUCGUUUGUUCCUACGUUAAUCAGAGAGAGUUAGUAUCCUGAGUACAAUAUCGUACAUCAUUAUUAUUACCGUGUAAAAUAAAAAGAAAAGGAUUGUAAUCCAGAGCGGCCGUUGUAAAUGACUCUAUAGAGAUACACACAACACACACACACACACCCAAUACCAUAAAUAGGGAUUAUUAUUAUUAUUAUUAUUAUUAUUAUUAUUAUCAUCAUUAUUAUUAAUGUUAACGUAAGAUCCUUCAGAUAGCAUUAAUAAUACACAUCCCCGACAUAUAGACGAAUUAAUUAUCUAUCAUAAUCUAAAUCCACCCUUCGCCGGCUUGCUUUACGAAAUAAAUGUAUAAAUUAACGAUCGAUGCUUAUAAAGUGAAGGAGAGAAGACAUAAAAUCUAAAGACAUUCAUGAUUUUAACGUGUGAGAGGAGAUUUAAGAACUAGUUAGAAUCGCGGAGCUACACGGGCGAUGAGCUUAGAAUCGAAUUUGACGCAAUUUGCCGGGGGAGCUCUCAUGUGAUUUUUUUUGUAUUUAAGUGCCGCGAAAAAGAAUAUAUAUUACUCCCGCCGGUAGUCGCCCGCGUGGCUGCGCGCGACGACUACUCGACGCGCACAUAACACACGUAACGUGAAUUAUACAUACAUACACACGUCGGUCUCUGUAGAUAGGUACAUACAUACAUAUACAGCUUUGCUAAGUGUUUUCUGGUGAUCGGUAUCUAGCCAAAAUGUAGCAAAACGUUUAUAAUAAAAUGGUAACAUGCAUUGUUUCCCAAUUCAGAUUCCUGUCAAACGCGCAAACUCGUCACGACAUGUACGAGUCGUCUACAUUUUCUUUUUUUUUAUUUUUUUAUUUCAAUUCCUUCGCAACUUUCUUCAGUGAAAAGCUACGAAUCGAUACGUUCGCGAAAUAUCGCAUAAUAUAGAUUGCACAGAUUCCUACAAUCAAAGAGAGAGAGAGAGAAAGAGGAUGGAUGCAUUCCUUUCUAACGCUGUCAAUUAAUGUAUAUGUGUACGUAUUAUUAUGAUGUAUAAAUACGGAGAACAUUUCACUCGAGAAGCAAAAUGUUGAUUGUCAUGUCUGAUUUAUACGCUUUUUAUUUAGAGUUAGACGAAUUUAUCACGACGAAUGUCUAGUCGUAAAUUGUUUUUUUAAUAUUUGUAAGUUUUAACUCCACAUUUGAGUUAUAAAUUUGCAAAAGUACAAAAAUCAGACGACUAUUAAAAAAAAAAGUAUUGUAUUGGAUUCUAUAAAUAUCAUGAUAUAAUCAAUGUUACAAAAUAAAAUUACAUUCCUUUGAAUUCAAAGAUCAUUGCUUGCGAAUGUAUAGAUCGCACAAAUGAACGCGUAUAUCUUUUAAAUUUUUUUCUACUUCAUAUGAUACAUCUUUUUAAAAUUUUAGAAUAAAUUAAGUAAACUCUCGUUGCUCUUGUUUCAAUUAUAAGACAAUUCUUUUUUUUUUUAAUUAAAUACGUUUAUAAAAAUACAAGUACCUACAUUACGAUUCAAAAUUAAUAAUUAUUAACUGUCGCUUUUAAAAUUAACGAUUCUAUUUCUAAAACGGAUGAAAAGGAAUUUCGAUUAGUUUUGUCACAUGAAAUCAUUGCUCGAGAUUGAAAUUGUUGACUGAAAAAAGACUGGACUAAAUUUUAAAAUUCAAAUCGCUAUUCCGAAACUUUACUUGCCUCGUUCUGAUUGGUCGAAUCGAUUUCCAGCCUGUAAUUUCUAACGCACAGCUCGAUACGGGCUUCAGUUUCAGUAGCUUCGUGAGUAAUUUUCCUACCAUCGACCGUCAUGAUGUUACAACAACGCGCUUGCGGUCUUGUGAUUUUUCGCCGAUUUCAAGAUACCAUUCAGUAUCUGCUGAUGCAGACGUCGUACGGAGAACAUCACUGGACACCGCCUAAAGGUCACGUUGAUCCGAACGAAUCUGAUAUGGAGACGGCCUUGCGCGAAACCCAAGAAGAGGCUGGUUUCGUGGCGAACGACUUGAAAAUUUUCGAAGACGCGAGGCACGAGAUGACAUAUAAAGUGAACGGAAGCCCAAAGAUCGUCAUUUAUUGGCUGGCGGAACUGCUCAAUCCGGACAAGCCCGUGAGAUUGUCGAAUGAGCAUCAGGCGUUCGACUGGCUGCCCCUAUGCGAGGCGUGUGAUCGCGCAAAAUACGACGAGAUGCGGAAAGCGCUUAACGAAUUCGAUAAAUAUAUAUCGCGAAACCUUGCGUAGAUUUUGUUUCGAAGGAUAUAUAAUUUAAAUACGUUUUUAUCUCAUUCAAUUAUUUCCAACUAUGU